Molecule: messenger RNA, 2915 nt
Organism: Melampsora larici-populina 98AG31
Lineage: Eukaryota; Fungi; Basidiomycota; Pucciniomycetes; Pucciniales; Melampsoraceae
Product: putative protease IV sppA
Exons: 12
Coding region: 99-2627 (842 amino acids)
Biological process (GO): proteolysis
Molecular function (GO): peptidase activity
Source: RefSeq, a predicted model, not a curated record
AAAAAGUCAACAUUUCAAGCGAAUCGAAUACAUAGUCUCAUCAAACAAACAAAUCGACUGAGCGAAGACCUAACGAAAGACUUGGGGCAUCGUUUCCCAUGGAAUCAGGACCUACUCCUCCAGAGCCUAUUACCAGUACCCCACCGCCAUCAUCAAGCUCACCAGACACGAAGAAGACAAGUCGAAUACGAUCUCAAUGGAACCGGUUGUCAUCAUCUCGAAUAGGUCAAGGUGCUAGACUCACCUAUACGUGGAGGCGGCCUAUCCUCUUUGGUGUAGGUGUGAGCGUAUUUAUUGGUCGUUACUAUUAUUCAAAAUAUCAAGCCGCUAAGCGUGACUUCAUUCAACCAGAUACUUAUUUGGUUUGGAGGUUAUAUGAUGGUGCUGUUGUGGAGUACCCAUCCAACCAAACUAAUCUGAGCAUGCUCCUGGGCUCGAGCGGCGAGGGAUCUGAGCCUCCAAGAGUUAUGACGUUAUAUGAUGCAGUCAGGACGCUCCAGUUCGUCCAAGCUGAUGAUCGAAUCAUAGGACUAAUAGCCGACAUGUCAUCCACCAAUGCACCUACCGUUAGCCAAAAUAUUCCAUUAGGUCUUGCACAAAUUGAAGAAUUACAGGAAGCUUUGAAUGAGUUGAAGGCAGAAAAAGAAAGACGUCUAGGAGCUGGAAAGUUCAAGACGAUAGCCUUUACUGAGACUUUCAGAAGCCAGGCUGAGUAUGCUAUGGCUAGUGGGUUUGAUGAGAUUUAUUGUCAACCUAGCGGAGAAAUCCCUUUGGUCGGAAUCAAUAGUACCGUCACCUUUUACUCACGUUUACUGAAUUGGCUUGGAAUCAAAGUUCAUGCAGAGGCUAGGACUGAUUACAAAUCCAUGACACCGCAAGCUGAGAAUCACUCCGAACUAUUAGAAGACCUUAACAGAAAUAUGUUAUCGUUGAUUGCAAUGAACCGAUUCCGGAAUGAGCUAUCUGAACAGCGCCCAAGAGACCCAAAAGAGAUGGGAAGCCUAACAGAGAGGAUGAAAACAUAUAGUAAAAAAGGUCCUUUGAUGGCUCAUGAAGCUAUCGAAAUGGGUUUAAUCUCUGGAACUACUUAUAAAGAAGAAUUAUUUGAAAAAGUCAUGUUUGGUAAAGAUGCUGUGGUAGUAGAUGAACUUGGUGAAGUUUUACAAGGAAUCGAUAAGAUUAAUGCGAUCAAAGACGAAAUCAAAAAGAAAACCAAAGGUUUCUUUCAUUAUCACCGAAUAAUGGAUCGGAUCUCACAGCGGAAAUUUAAGGACGAAGUACUGAAUGUUGGGGUCGUAUAUGUCCUAGGGACAAUUGGGGAUGUCGGAGAAUUCGGGACUGGAGCAAUUGUCAAAGGUCUGAAGGAAGCUGCCGAAGACGAUAGCAUUGGUGCUGUUGUCCUGAGGAUUGAUAGUGGUGGGGGUGGAGUAGUUGAGAGUGAUACGAUUUGGGGGGCUGUAAAGGAGCUCAGAUCAAGAGGCAAACCGGUGAUUGCCAGUUUUGGAAAUGCGGCGGCCAGUGGCGGGUAUCUUAUCGCUACCCAUGCUGAUAGCAUCUUUGCAAUGCCAUCUACCAUCACUGGUUCGAUUGGAGUGGCAUCUCUCAGGCCCACUAUCAUGCCAUCCUUUUUCGAGCGGUUAAAGCUUACCACACAGUCCUUCUUCACCGGUUCACAGGCUCUCUCGAUUUACCAUGAAUUAGGAGACGAAGCCAUGAGUCGACACAAGACACACAUCGAUUUGGCUUACGCAGACUUCAAAGGUCGAGUUUGUGAUGGUCGUCAAAUCUCGACAGAGUUGAUCGAGAAAUUGGCUGGUGGUCGAGUCUACACAGGUUUAAAGGCAUGGACUCUGGCUGAGGACUCACAUCGACAAGUCACAGAGGAGAAGCAGCAGUCAGAAACUCUAGCAGUCGAGCCUAAGCAGGAGUCGGACGUUAACUCGGUUUCAAAUGUGGAUGCUGUGACAAAUCUUGACUCUGCUGAUAACCAGCCCCAUAUCGAUAUCAAACAUCCAACAUCAUUGAUACCUCCGGACAGCGAAUUACUAGCCUCAUCUGUGGAUCGACUGUCAGAAGGAUCAGCGAGCUCGGAGACCUCUGAUAUUCAGAACGGAGAGCCUGCUGAACCUGGACCACUUGGUCGCGGAAUCAUCGAUGGGAUCGGUGGUAUUCGAGACGCGGCUAUCCAUGGUGUUGAACUUUACUUGGCGAGAUUAUUAAGUACGAAACAAGAUAUGGAACCAGAUAAAUCUCCAGCCGAAAUCCUACAAGACCUUUUACCAGGAGUUCCAUACAAAACUAAUGAAGAAGGUCAUCUGAUGAUGUCAUUUGAUAUUCGUUUGAAGAAAUUUCCUGUUCAUAAAUCAUUCUGGGAACAACUUAGUGCUGCUUCUAAAAAAGGAGAUGGUAUUGAACUCUCGAUGGGAUCAUUAAGUGCGACUGUGAAGCAUGCAUUUGUGAAUUGGAUGGCUGGAGCAGUUUUACAAGCUGUUGAAACUGAAGGAUUAGAUAUGUUUGGUAUGCAAGCAUCAGAUCUCAGACAAUUGAAAAAGUUAAUGAAAGAUUCAAGACAAGAUGGAAAAUCAAGUUCGAUCAGAGCUGAAUUACCACCUUUUACUUUUCAAUGAUUGAUUACUUAUGACAAUGAAUGAUUUGAUUAAUCAUUGAAGAGUUUUUUGUUUGUUAGAUUGCAUUGGUUUCGCAAAGUUUGAUUAUGUAAACUCGCCUUCGUACAUCUUUCUUCUUGGUUGAAGAACAAACCUAGAAAACUUUGAAUUCUCAGAUGUCUUUUUUUGAUGAUGAGCUUGUUCUUCUUGUUCAUAUAGACUUGAGCUAUUAUUAGUCUUUCAAAAAUUAGUAAUUCUAUUUACCCCUUCUCUGCAGUGUAAGCAAUUGAAAAUCAGUUGAGUUUUCUG